This is a messenger RNA of Hypanus sabinus (Atlantic stingray), 3400 nucleotides long. It is a transcript of the gene nol9, whose product is annotated as nucleolar protein 9. The transcript is spliced from 13 exons. Bases 276 to 2549 code for a protein of 757 amino acids. The record is from RefSeq and is a predicted model, not a curated record. Gene Ontology annotation, molecular function: polynucleotide 5'-hydroxyl-kinase activity. Gene Ontology annotation, biological process: cleavage in ITS2 between 5.8S rRNA and LSU-rRNA of tricistronic rRNA transcript (SSU-rRNA, 5.8S rRNA, LSU-rRNA). Gene Ontology annotation, cellular component: nucleus. Lineage: Eukaryota; Metazoa; Chordata; Chondrichthyes; Myliobatiformes; Dasyatidae.
GUUAGUCAUGUUGCUAAAAUGCAGCUCGCUAAAGAUGGGGAAGCGAGAAUGAAGAUAAGUGGCUGGAAAUGAAGACGGGAGGCGCAAUGAAAAGGGAUAAUUUGGUAGCCUCGUUGGCGACAGUGGCGUAAAAAGAGUAGAGAAAGUAACGUGGGUCGUGAUCGACUGGAGGCAUAAAGUGGGGAGGGGUAAAGAGACAAAAAGAGUGAGGUUUGGAGAGGGUUGCAGAAGAGGAACAGAGGCAAGCAGCUGGAUCGUCCUGAGACUAACAGAAAAUGAGAGUCAGUAGUCCAGGGCGGAUGAGUCUGAACCAGGCUGUUCCCACAGCAACUCGGCGCCGCAGGUGGAAGCGCAAGACCAUGUUGGUGCUGACUGAUGUUUCAGGGGCCAAGCAGUUGAGUGUGCUUACGCGCCGGUGCUGCUUGCUUGCGCCUUGUCGCCGUAGACUGAAGCGACCACGCCAUAGGCCCAGCGCCAUCAGUGCUGUUCAAUGGGAAAGUGCAGAAGAAAAGCUUGAUGAUGAUGAUGAUGAAGAUCAGAGAUCAAAUACUGAUCAGCAGCAUGAGGAAGAAAGUAACACUGGGCCGUCAUCUCAGAGCUUAGAUGGAAAGGUCAAUGGUUCACUUCACAAAAGCAGGACGUUAGUGGAGCAGACCAAUGGAACUGAGGAGGCAGAGGAAGGCACAGAGCAAUGUGUGAAUACUGGCUUGUUUACAAUUAAUGGUGUACUCAGUGGUGAACCAUAUGAAGAUUUUGUUGAUAGUGUCACUGCAUCCUCUGAUGUCAUAGCAAGAUUACAUUUCACUGCAGUGAACAUUGGGAAUGAGCAGAGUAUCGUCCUCAUGUCACCAUCACAGCGGUUGACCUUUCGAGGAAGGUGUCAAUUGAAAUGCCUCUAUGGGAACGUCCAGGUAUUCGGAUUUACAGUUGGACAGGAGCAGCCCCCAUACCAUCUGUACUCCUUACCAACACACGCUGCCCUGACCAUUGAAGCUCUGCCUCACUGCAAACCAGGCCGGACGAAGCGUGACAUGAAAAUGGAAGUAAAAACAGUUCUACGACAGCAUGUACCAUCAGCUUCAAGACACAUUUUGAUGAAGGAAGUGACUUCUUCUUGCUCAGUCCUGCUGUUAGAGCGUCUCGAUACCCCAGAGACACUCUUUCUGUCCAGCUUCCCAGAAUACAAAGAAAUAUUUACAUCGCAUUCAAAAAGAAUGAAUUCUGGGAAACUUGCAUUUCAUGAAUGCGCAGCUUUGUCCUCUAUUGGUGUGGCUGUUCUCCCUGAUGAUCAGGGGAUGAAUAUGUCAGAAAGUUGGAUGACCACUGUCCAGGAACUUGUAAAGACGUGUCUGGAAGAUGACAAUGGCUGUCCUAUCAUCUUGACAUGUGGAGGGAAGAACGUGGGGAAGUCAACAUUCAACAGACAUCUCAUGAAUUCGCUUCUGAACCAUGUUCCAUGUGUGGAGUUUCUGGAACUUGACAUAGGUCAGACAGAAUUUAGUCCCCCUGGUUGCAUGGCAUUACAUUUGGUGACCAAGCCUGUUUUCAGUCCACCUUACAUGCACCAGUGUGAGCCCCGUAAAAUGGUAUAUUAUGGUAAUGUGCUCUGUGACCGGGACCCAGAUCGAUAUAUGGAAGUUGUGAGGUAUCUCUAUGCUGAGUACAAGAAAGAAGCUCCACUGAUCAUAAACACCAUGGGCUGGAUCAAAGGAUUAGGGUUGUCUGUUUUGGUCGAUCUGAUUCGGCUCUUGGCCCCAACACAUGUAGUGCAGCUUGUCAACACAAGGGGGAGCCAGGACUCUGUGCUUCUUACAUCGGAAUUUGUGCAGACAGCAACUGGGUGGCAAACCAAGGGGAAACACCAAAUUCAGCAAAAACCUGUCGACCUCAGGACAUCCCCCAAUUCAUCCGAUGAGGAGAUGCAAAUGCAUGUGGGACUCCAGGGGCACAAAUUGAUGUACAUUCAUUCUGAGUUUCCUGGAGUGGAAGAUGGUAGCUGUUUAAAAUACCGCAGCAACGUGCUAAGAGAUUUGGCUCUUCUGGGUUCUUUCAGCCACCUGCAGCCUUUGGACAUCGGCCACCCCUUGUCCUUGCAUCGUAUGCUGCCGUAUCAGGUGCCAUUUAAUGCAGUUGCACUGCAUGUAUUACAUUGUGAUGUGACUCCCACCCAUAUCUUGUAUGCAGCCAAUGCCAGUCUGGUGGGCCUGUGCAGAAUACCAGGUGGUGUCAACUCCCAUGCCGAUGGACCUGUGCUGCUCUCGCAGACUCCAGUAUGUGAUUGCUUUGGUGUUGGAAUCAUACGUGGCAUUAACUUGGAAAAGAGAUUGUAUUACAUACUGACUUCAGUUCCUGUGGCAAGGCUGAAGCAAGUGAAUUGUUUGCUUGUGGGGGCAGUCACCAUCCCCCAUACUGUCUUCAGAAACCAGCCUGGUGUGACGGGAGAGGUGCCAUAUUUGACAUCUGACUAUUCUUUCACUAUUUCUGGAGCUGGAAAGAUUAAAGUUUGUCGUCCUCUGAGGAGGCGUGAGCAUCCUAAAGCUGUGUCUUAAUGGAGAAUGCCAAUGUAUGUUUAAAAAAUGAGGAGGGUGUAUAUGUACUGCGGUUUAAUAGGCAUUGUGCCUUAGUUUGGGGACGGGUUUAGUACAAGGGGCACAGAGUGGUGGAUAGAAGAGCCUGCAGACUCUUUACAAUUUCAGUUUUGGGCUACGUUCUGUUUAUUCUUCCUCUUUUCACUCCUGCUCUCAGUCUGUCAGGAUGUAGCUUGUCCCAGAAUUGAAUUGGAGUUCUUUAAAAUUUGUGACCAAGCAUUUGUUUUAAUAAAGGGUCACUCAGUACUGUUACUUCUGUUCUGGUUUUGUUUUUGCAAAUGUGCAGAUGUUGAUUGAUACAUUUCUUAGGUGAACAUUCAAAACUGCUUUGGCACUGCUUGCAACAAAGCUGGGUCCUGCUAUCUACCCUCCCCCUUGCCCAUUGUUCUGGCCAGAUUUUAUCUUUGAGAUAACACCUGAAAACCUCAGUUUAUCUGAUUAUUACAUUGCUGUAUGCAGACAGUUGUGUAUAAAUUAAAUUUGUAUUUCCCACUAAAGUGAUUAACCUUUAAAAGUACUUAAAAGAUGUUAAAGUACUUUUGGGAAAUUGAUGUAUUAAUGCUUGUUUUUAUUCACUAAUUAUAUUCUGUUUUCUUGUAUGAAUCUCACUUAGCCAGAAUGACAAGUGCCAGUGUUUGGAUUGCAUUAAUUUUGAUCUAUAUCUGCAGUCCUGGAUGUAAGCACAAGGAGAUGCUCUUACACCAUAAUUUCACCACACUAAUCAUUAAACCUAAUACUCCUAACUGACCAAAACAUGAGAAAUUAGUACAUUGUAACAAAAACUUGUUAAAUAAAUGUGAUUUUUUUUUUCA